This is a messenger RNA of Salpingoeca rosetta, 1010 nucleotides long. RefSeq lists its product as uncharacterized. Gene Ontology annotation, molecular function: protein binding. The record is from RefSeq and is a predicted model, not a curated record. The transcript is spliced from 8 exons. Gene Ontology annotation, cellular component: cytoplasm; nucleus. The coding region runs from base 17 to 811 and encodes 264 amino acids. NCBI's taxonomy places the organism in Eukaryota, Choanoflagellata, Craspedida, Salpingoecidae.
CUGAGAUCAGUACAGUAUGAGUGACGACAACACGACAGGCAGAGAUGAAGCGCUGCAACAACAACAACAGCGGACAUGGGGACAGGUGGCAUUGAAUGAACGGCUCGUGGAGGCAGUGCAGCAGCGCGCCGCUGUCGCCACGAUCAACCACUUGUUGGAUGAGGGCGCCGAGAUCAACUGCCACGAGUUUCUCCUAAAGCCUCCGCUCCACGUCGCCAUGGAAGCGUCCUUGUCCACGGCGACUAUGGGGGUGUUGCUGGAGCGAGGCGCUGACGUCAACGUGCGCGACAAGUACGGAAACACGCCCCUGCACGUCGCGGCACAGCUCGACGACGUGCCCAAGACUAACACCCUCAUCACAGCAAGUACCCCAGCACAACAAAAACAACGGCAUGUGCCGACAAUGAGGCAACUGGACGUUAACGCCAUCAACGACAACAAGGAGACGCCGCUACAUAUUGCCGCCACCCACGGCAGCACCCAACUCAUGCAGACACUGCUGUCGUUAGGUGCGAGUGUGGAUAUGCAAGACAUUAACGGCGCAACACCGCUACACAGGGCCGCAGAGGCUAACUUCAAGGAUUGCGUGGAGUUGCUGGUUCAGGCGGGCGCUGAUGUGAAUGCACAAACACAUUAUGGAAACACGCCUCUCCAGCGGGCGGCGUGGCACGGGCAUGCGGAGGUGUGCCGUGCCCUCCUCGACCUGGGAGCAGAUACCACCAUCAAGAACAGCUCCGGCAAGACAGCGCACGACUUGGCCGUGCAAGCCAAGUUCCCAGAAGUCGUCGCCUUGUUGGCUGCGCCAUCAUGAUGAUGAUGACAUGCACACGUCAAGCAACAGUGCACUCAGUUUUGCAUGUGUUUUGGUUCGUUCCAUAUUGCUUGCUGUCCUCCGUCGAUUAUUUGUCGUAUUUUAAAAUAACAUUCGUCAACUGCCUGCCGCCACAACACAAACUCACACCAGCCAGCCAAGUUGAUACAUAGUUGAACGGACCAACAUCAUCAACCCA